Molecule: messenger RNA, 336 nt
Organism: Penicillium crustosum
Lineage: Eukaryota; Fungi; Ascomycota; Eurotiomycetes; Eurotiales; Aspergillaceae
Exons: 1
Coding region: 1-336 (111 amino acids)
Source: RefSeq, a predicted model, not a curated record
AUGCUAUACUCUACUCUUCUCUAUGGUCUGUCCUUGGCCCUCUUUGCUCAGGGAGACGUGACCAAGGAGCACAAUGGCCGUCUGACAACGACCGUCAUUCUGGACACCCCCACCACGGGUGCCAGUACCACGCCAGAGGGCCGGGCCUUCCUCAAACUUGCUCGAGUUGAUGGCAUAACAGGCUCCCAGAUUGUUGAGGUCAUCGACGAGGUCGGAGAGCAAAGGCUAGUGACGUAUUCCAAUGAUACAUGGAACUCAUGGAAUGCCACCACCGACAGCGAGAUUGACUCGCAGACCAAGUAUGUCUCGGCGCCUGCGGAAAGUAGUGUCAUGUGA